CGGCUUUCCAACGCCGCCGGGCAUGUGGGCGGAGCGAGCUUGUGCCGCCGCCCGGCCUUGUCACUUGGGCUGUAGUCGCCCUCCUUUGCUGCCAGGAGAAGCGCGUUGAGGAGGAGCUGCGGGCGCGAGCCUACGGGAGGGAGCCGCGACCCAAGUGUCCGCUAGCGUGAAUGGAUAUUGAAGCUGCCUGUGGACCCUAGAGGGAUGGUUGGCUAUGACCCAGAUUCCGAGUGUGCAUCUCUUACAACCGUGGACAUAGCAACAGCAGGAUCUGCAUCUGGGUUUGUCACUCGGGCAAUGAUCAGCCCCUUUGACGUCCUAAAGAUUCGUUUUCAGCUUCAGAUAGAGACAUUUUCUGCCAGAAACCCCCAGGCUAAGUAUCAUGGCCUCUGGCAGGCUGUUUGCAAGAUUUUCCAGGAAGAAAGGCUACCAGCUUUUUGGAAGGGCCAUGUCCCUGCUCAGCUCCUCUCAGUUACCUAUGGAGCUGUCCAGUUUGUAAGCUUUGAGUUUCUGACGAAGUUGGUGCACCAGGGCACAUCUUAUGAUGCCAGAGGCUUCACUGUGCAGUUUUUCUGCGGCGGGCUAUCUGCUUGUGCUGCCACCGUGGCGGUUCAGCCCCUGGACACACUGCGUACUCGCUUGGCUGCCCAAGGUGAGCCAAAGAUUUACAGGAACUUCCGCCAUGCUGUAGCAUGUGUGUACCAGCAAGAAGGGCUGUUGAGUUUUUAUAAGGGGCUCAGCCCUACUCUCAUUGCCAUUGUCCCCUAUGCUGGCUUCCAGUUUUCCUUCUAUAGUCUCCUGAAGAAACUGUAUGACUGGAUCGUUCCAAGUGAAGAAAUGAAAACAGGUAAUAUUAAAAACUUUGUCUGCGGCAGCUGUGCUGGCGUCCUCAGCAAAACCCUCACUUAUCCUUUUGACCUGUUCAAGAAAAGACUGCAGGUAGCUGGCUUUGAGCAAGCCCGGGCAGCAUUUGGGCAGGUGCGGACGUACAGUGGCUUAGUGGACUGUGCCCAACAAAUUGCACGGGAUGAAGGAGCCAGAGGAUUCUUCAAGGGCCUCUCGCCAAGCUUGCUGAAGGCUGCGUUUGCAACGGGCUUCACCUUUUUCUGGUAUGAGAUCUUCUGCAGUUUCCUGCGUGCCGUGAAGUACCCCAAUGGCCCCAAAAAGCAGGAAGGCUGAUAUAAGAGCUCCUGUCUGCGGAGACUGAAACAUUAAUCUGUCGGCCACACUGUCAUAUGUGGGGAGCGGGGUGCGGAAUGUGGAUUGUGGGGGGUGUUUGCAGAGUGGCAACGUUUGUCUCUUUGCCAAAGCCCAGAAAGCACCUUACUACUAUGUUUGGCCCAAAUGAAAGGAGAUUGCCUUCUGCAGCUUCUACCAAGGACAUUGUGGGCCUCUCUUUUCUCUCUGGAGCACUUCCUGUCAUGCCUCCCAUGAGCACUUCUUGUCUUGCCUUCUAUGGAACAGGCAUUAACACUGGGAGGAAGCUUACAGAUAUUGCUAUUGGGGCCCUCCCAUCUUAGCUAAGUUCAAUGGGGAAUGUUCUUUACCCACCGGCAAAUCUCCCUCUGCUUUCCCCCCAUCUUCUCAUGACUGGGGCUGCUCUAACUGCUUUGAAUCAAACCCUGACUUGACCUGCUCACAUCCCCCUUAACUCUCCGGCGACACAGUUGCCAGCCCAGCUUCUCCAGCAUUGACAUUUUGUGGUGUUUACCUUAAACCGGAGCUAUAGUAAGCCUUGCUUACAGGCAUUUGCUUGAUGGCGCAGCUGCCUGUUAGACAACGGGCUGCACUGGUGGUUCAGAAUAGGCAGCAGAACUGCCGGGGGGCGGGGUGCUGCUCCAUUAGGACCAAUGAGACUCUGCCCCCACAAACUUCAGCUUAAUCUCAGUGGCAGUGCCUGUCAGCUUCCUCCUCUUUGUAGGGAGGAUAAUAGGGAAUUAACUAGAACUAGCUGGCUCUUCCUCUCAUUGGUUCUGGCUCCACCUGCUGGUCUGUCAGUCCCAAUGGGCACCAGCCAGCACUGGAAGCUGCUGCAGCUUAUCAUCGGUCCUUGUUUGUCCUUGCCUCUUGUGGGUGGUCUUAGAGGGCAUUAUGGUGUUUUAUCAACGACGGAGCAAAUUCUAAAUAAAAAAGCAGUGGGGUCCAAACAAAGGGAGGCCUGCAGAAGAGUGGAUAACCACCUGCUCCCUUCCUGCCUUCUGUGCCAGUUCUAUUGAUGCUUGUGUGUCCCAUAUAAGCACUUUUUUUUAUCACCUGCCCAAAAUUGCUAAUGUGGCCAGUAUAGUUUUGCAAUAGGCCCACAAAAAAGGUGCCAACAUUUUCCUUUUUAUACAGUCUUGACUUCUGCACUCCUACCUUAACGCACACGUACUGAACUGAAAACUGGGGGAAGUUUCUUUCUGAACAUAGCCCAAGUCUUUUAGUUUUGAAUGCUAAUGAAGAAAAUGCCUUGUGAUACUGAUACUUAAUCAAUAUUUUGAUAACUGCUCCAAAAUAAGUUUAUCCCCUGGCAGAUCAUCUCAGGCACAGGUUUCCAGCACAAGUGAAAUAGCUACUUAUCUGCAAUAAACUGACUCCAGUAUAAUAUUUAGCAAACAAAGAGCUAAACUAAACUACCAUUUGUCCAACUGAAUUUGCCCAGUCUUCUAAAUGAAGAAACCUGCAAGGAAAACCAGUCUGCAAACAUGUCUGUGCAAUGCUAUACAUGCAGACUUGGAAGCAGGUCCCUCUAAGUUAAAUUAGACUUAAAUGUGUUUAGGAUUGCAGCCUUCAAAUAUGUCCAGAGUAUUGGGGUGCUGAAGACUGGAUCUAUGUUCUUAAAGGAAAGACUCCAUUUGCUCAUCCAUCUGUAGUUUUAUUGGUCUGCUGGCAGUUGUGCUGUGCUCUUCAUUAAAUAUAGAGUAGCAUUUUGGCAUAUAGAGUAGUUUUAAAGAUCUGUUCCAAUAAACUGGGUGCACUCAUGCCAAUUCUUUUUGCUUGCUGGAGUAGAAGGCAGUUUUCCUAAUUUCAGUGUGGUAAUAAGCUUUAAAAAAAUAGGCACCUUUCUGUAACAAGACACUGUAUCAGAUGGCUAACCUGUACGUCACAACUCUCAUCGCCCCUAAUUAUCAGCUCUGCUGACUGGUAAUGAGGAACAUGCACUACAGCAUGUCUCAGCAGUUUGGGGAACAGAGAGAGAAAUGUCUUUGCAGCCUUACAAAUCAAGGAGCUGUCUGGGCUGGGAUCCAAUGAAAACCACCCAGCUCUUGCAUCAGACAGAGUUCCCACCCUAGGCUCUCCUCCCACAGUGUGGGCGCCACUGUGUGGGCCACACCCGUUCAGCCACACCACUGACUUGGACAGGACAGUGGGUGGAGAUGUACUCAUGUUUCCAUCUGUUGCUACACAAGACAGAUGUGAGACCUCUCAUAUUAAGCAGAUUCUUAUACAAUCUUCAGAGCUAAGGGGUCUUAUUUCAGAGGCCAUGGGAUCAUUUGUGCUGGAUCAGUAAAGCCGUAGCCAUAUCACCCAGGAGCAGAAAAAUCAGAAAUGUUCAUUCUGGUCACUUUCUACUUUUUUGCCUGUUAAGAAAGGAUUCUUCCUCAUACGUGUUUUGGAACAGUCCAUGCUCUGUUUACUGUGUAUUGCUGGAAGAGAAUUUGACUGUACAAACCCUUGAGUUACAUACACCAAGAAUGAAGCUUGUCUGUACUUCCUGAAAUGUUUACACUGGGAAGGGGAACAGCUGCCCGCGCACCCUCCUUUCAAAGAACUGUUUAGCAAGUUGAUUCAGGAUCCUUUAUAACAUUCACUUUGGGCAGAAUGGCAUGUUUGUGGGUCCUGAACAUACAUUGCUAAUGUGUGAAGGUGCAUUUGCAGAGGAGCAUCAGAGGCAGAAGGUAGGAGAUGCCUAACUGGAAAUCAGGCAGGCAGGAAGAGAUAUGGCCUCAUGAGAAUGAAUUGGUCGUGGGAAGCUGAUGCCACCACCAGCACUUACUCACUGGUUGUCACAUGCAAUUGCCCCCACAACCCUGUAUGUUGGCUUAUCAACAUGAAUUCAGCAAUGUAUAGUUUCGCCCUCACUGUGGCAUUGGAUGUAAGUGAAGAAGCCAGCCAAAAUUGCAGUUGUUUUUGCCUUUAGAAGGUGGUAUUUAUUGUAAUGUUAAGGGGAAGUUGCGCGUUCAGGUGCACAGACUCCUGAAUAUGGCAAUAGUAUGCACACCCCCACUUUCUGUGCUCAGGUUGUGCCUGUCACUCUGCAUUAGAGGUUUUCACAACUGACCACAGAGCGCUUUUUCUGUAAUAUCCAAAGUUACUCUCAUUUAUAGUUCUGAUGUGGCAAAAGCAGCCCAGUGUGUAUCUCUAGGGUUUAUGAAUAAGAUGGUUCUACCUUGAAGUAAUCCUGCUGCUCAUUUUCCAAACCUCUUUUGACUAUAUAGGCUAAUUUUAAUCUUGUGCCUUAUCCCACCACCAUGUCAAUAUGCACUUUACAAAGCUAAGCCUUGAAGUCCAGUGGUUCACUGAACGUCAUAGGUAGCAUUAGGAGCUCAGCACUCCCUCCCCCUCAAAUGGGGGGGUAGUUGAAAGUGGUGACAUGAGCACCUGUACUGUUGAGAACUCUACUGAAGUUAUCUAAUGCAUUCAAGGCCCUAUACUGAUUUCUAGUAGAGGAUAUGAUAUUGAGCUGCAAGUCUAGGAUUGUACAUCUCAAGAUGCUUGCAGAAAGCACUUUGUUUGUGUAUACAGAUGCACAAAAAACAAAUGUUUCAGGAUCAAUUAUUGAGGAUUUUUAGAGGUUUUUUUCCAACUCAUGUUGUUGCAUCAAGGCUUAAUUUAUUACAGCAUUUGUAUUCAUAUAUAAGCAUAUAUAUUUUUCAAUGUGGAGGGCUAAGGAUUUGCAUAUGCCUCAGAUUUUCACCCUGUGUGAAAGAUGUACUGCUCUUGGAAGAAAGAUAAUAAAUAUAUUUGACAUAAA
This is a messenger RNA of Podarcis muralis (Common wall lizard), 4954 nucleotides long. RefSeq names its product solute carrier family 25 member 19 (gene SLC25A19). NCBI's taxonomy places the organism in Eukaryota, Metazoa, Chordata, Lepidosauria, Squamata, Lacertidae. Gene Ontology annotation, biological process: transmembrane transport. The record is from RefSeq and is a predicted model, not a curated record.